Molecule: messenger RNA, 738 nt
Organism: Diaporthe batatas
Lineage: Eukaryota; Fungi; Ascomycota; Sordariomycetes; Diaporthales; Diaporthaceae
Exons: 5
Coding region: 1-738 (245 amino acids)
Source: RefSeq, a predicted model, not a curated record
AUGAAGCCAAUCAAGGUUUGGAUGGCACCUCCCGGGCCGAACCCUUGGAAGGUCGUCAUCGUUCUUGAGGAAUUGCAACUUCCCUACGAGAUCAUGUCCUUCAAGUUCGAGGAGAUCAAGAAGAAGCCGUUCAUCGACAUCAAUCCAAACGGCCGUGUUCCUGCCAUCGAGGACCCGAACACAGGCAUCACCCUGUGGGAAUCCGGCGCCAUCAUCACGUUUUUGAUCGAGCAGUACGACAAAAACCAUGUUCUCAGCUACGACACGCUCAAGGAGAAGCACGAAUGCAACCAGUGGCUGCAUUUCCAGAUGAGCGGCCAGGGCCCAUACUUCGGCCAGGCCGGCUGGUUCAACGUCCUGCACGCAGAGAAGCUCCCCUCGGCCAUCGAGCGCUACCAGGCCGAGGUCCGCCGCAUCCAGGGCGUGCUCGACGGCCAGCUGAAGGACCGCACGUGGCUGGUCGGCGACAAGAUGACCUACGCGGACCUGGCCUUCGCGCCGUGGAACGACCGCACCGACGCGCUGCUCGAGUGCGCCGCCGCCGACAAGUUCAAGGGGUUCCCGAACCUGCAGGCGUGGCACGAGCGGGUGACGGCAAGGGACUCCUGGGUCAAGGCCAUGAAGACGCGCGCGGUCCUGAUGGACGAGCAAGGGCUGGACUGGCACGGGAUGCCAAAGGGCAUGAAGAACAUGGCCGAAUAUCAGGCUAAGAUCAAAGCUGAGGAGAAGGCGGGCUAG